Messenger RNA from Grus americana (Whooping crane), 10039 nucleotides. RefSeq names its product Myb/SANT DNA binding domain containing 2 (gene MSANTD2). The coding region runs from base 7937 to 9214 and encodes 425 amino acids. The transcript has 5 exons. Lineage: Eukaryota; Metazoa; Chordata; Aves; Gruiformes; Gruidae. The record is from RefSeq and is a predicted model, not a curated record.
CGGCCGCCCGUCUGCCUGCGGGUGGGCGACCUCCCGGGGCGUCUCUUGUCCUCGGGGCUGGGGGCAGCCCGUCCGUGGGAUCACCCCCGUGGCAGCCGUUUUCCCGAGCAGCCUUCGGCCCUGGCUGCCGGUGUCCCCGGGGCUCAGCCCCAGCCUUCGCCCCCCCGCCCCCCCCCCACCCCGGGUGCGAGGCUCCCCGUGCCCUGCUGCUCCCCGCAGCACCCGGUGGGCACCUCCUGGCCCGGAGCAGGCUGGGCGCCACGUCCCGCGGGUUCAGCCCUCGCACCCGCGGCAUCUUUUCAGACGCUGCAUCCUUCGGGUUUGGCCACUCGGUUCCCCCUGCAUGGGCGGGCUGCAGCAGCAUCCUUUGGUCCGGAGCGGUGAGGGACCGCAGCGUCCCAGCCAUUUGCAGCCCCCCGCAGCGUCCUUUCCCCUGGGUUUUUGGGGCACCGCAUCCCCCGGGUUGCCUCCUUGCUCCCCGAAGCCCCCGUGGGAAAAGGGGGCUCCCAGUUAUUGCGGUAACGAGGGGCGACUUGAGCUCUGGUUGCCCUCUUGCACUCGUGGCUCCCUCCUUAGCUUCGGAGCUGCUUUACAGGGUACGAUGUCCUGCCCCGGUGUGCUGCGGUCUCCGAAACCUCUUUAAUAAUUGAGCCACGUUGAACAGCCCGAUGGGCUGCGUCUCCUCUGGCGGCAGGUUUUAAAGAGGGAUCUUUCCAGUUGCAUCGUUCCCUGGGGAAAAAGGGAAAGGCUGGGUUUGGUGUCUGGUUUGGGAGUCUGCUUUUACGAAGAGGGGAUGUUUGGAGGGUCCAUGGAUGAGGUGGCUUUUCUGUUUAUAAACGUGACUGGAGCUUGGAAGGGCGAAUUAAAUGCUCUGAGCUCCCUCCGGCUUUUAUUUUCCCCUUUCAUGACCCAUUAGGCUGCCCAUGCAGCCACUUAAAAUGCUGAUCAAUUGAAAAAAAAAGAAAAAAAAAAGUAACGUCUCGUUAUUGCUGGGGAUCAGCGAGGCUGUUAAAUAUGUGAAAUAAGGGAUUCCGCAGUAUCGGGGAUGCUUGGGAAUAAGGGAGAGAUUCACCCUUCGAUCCCUGUUAAUUAGAACAGCCUUCAUCCCAGAAAGCAGGUGGUCAAUACGAAGCAACCCCCCUUCCUAUAGCUGUUUUAAUGUAUUUUCCUCGUGUCAUCCUGUCAUAUUUGCUGCUCAGGGAUUUAUUUCCCUCAAACGCAUCCAAAUAUUUUUUUUGAGAGGAACGUUGCUGCGCCGCGAAACAUCUUCAAGUCCCUUGUUGGCUUUUGAGGUGCUCGUUGCUUAAAUUGGUUCUUCUGCGGACCUUUGGGCUUUGCCACAGGCUGGUGUGCGGUGGAGAAGUUACUUGAGGCGGUUUGGCUUUGUCCACGAGACUCCGACAGUUUCGGGUUGUGGUGGGAGUUUAUGCAGCAGCUGUAGAGGGUCUCUACCCCAAUUUUUGACCAUUAAUUCUUUGGGGGGUGCUAAGCAGGUCAUGAGGAGAAGUUUUACUCUUAAAGCAGCCCAAAACUGGCUGUCCGCAUUCAGACGAUGCUUUUGGAUGGAGCUGGUCAUGGGUUGUGGCUGCUUUGGGGCCAGAACAAGCAUUUUGGUGACCACUGGAAGAUCCCAUCCUCCCAGCAGUUUGUGAGCUUCUUGCAGAGGAGGGCUUCUCCCCCUUUCCCUUAAGAACUGAUGCUGGAACGCAUCUUCGCCCAUAAAAUAUUUAAGUUUGAAAGAAACUGCACUUCACACACAUAUCAAACAGCGUAGAAGAAAUGAAAGAGCACAAAGCUUAUAUUUAUCACCUUGCAGCGGCUCCAAGAGCGGCUCUUGACAGACCCGUUAGAUGUUUCCGGAUCAACAUGCGAUACGUUGGGGCGGAUUCUUCUUCAGUCCCGUAAAAUCCAGUUGAAAGGUCUGGCUGGAAGGGGGUUGUUUGCUUUCCAUCCGUGUGCUGUCCUCUGCCUGUACUCGUUCACAGGUUGGGCUGUCAGCUGUUCCACGUCAGUUGUGCCUGGCGUCCCACACCCAUCGUGAUGUUGCCCGAGCUUUUUGCGUAUCCUGGAUCCCAACUGCGUGAGGGUUUUCAUCGACACAGUCGCAAAAAUGUGGCUUUUUCCAAAGCCUUUAGGCUUACAGGAGGUUUUUCACUGGAAUCGCUGUGAAAUGAGCGCUCGCUGGCGUUUCUCACGUUCACCUUCAUAUGGGGAUUAUUGAGGUAGUCGCAGUAGCCGUUGCCAACCCUAAAAUCCCAAUUUUUGUAGGAUUCCAGGCAGAAUUGGCUACUUGAUUCUUUCAUGCUCGACCAAGAGAGAAAAUCACUUCUGGGUGUGGAGGGGUCAAUGCCUGAAGUCAUCUUUAAGACAGAGUAGGACGACUUGAACGCACUGUUGGAACAAGGGAAGGUCACAGGCGCUUCGUAGUCCCCUGCUGUCAGCUUUUGAGCUGAAAGCGGGGCCUGGGAGAUAGCGAUGAAGGAUUUCAUCUUCCGUUUAUUAUCCGUAACGCUCCAUAUUUCCGUGAUUUUAUAGGCUUUGACUUAAUGCUCAUCAAGGGAGAGUAGCGUGAGGAUUUGCUGAUGUAUGGUAAGUGUAAAUCGUGCUUAAAACGUGUCGGAUUCAACUUAUUUUAUAAAUGCAUUUUAGAUAAGAACUCGAUAUUGGCUUUCUUCGGGACGCCCGCCUUCCCUGCACUCUGCCGAGGCUCGAAGAGCGAGUUAGAAAUGAGCUGGAAAGGAAAAAGUCAACUCCGAAGAAGAAAGUUUUCCAGUUGUAUUCUCUCCUAAUUCAAACAGGAUGCAAAGUAAGGUCCCGGUUCAGAUUUUCAUCUGUCUCUUAACAUCUGCAUGUGCUUUUCUGCACAUAAGCAGUGCUGGGAACGAGACUGCUGUCGGGUUCAAGCCGCUCUGGAAGUGUCUGGUUCAGAUUUAGGGAUUCACACGUAACCUUUCCAGCAGCUUUUCCUGAUUUCUUCCUUUGGAAAGAGAUCUUGAAUCCGAUUUCGCGGCUCUGGGGUUGGCGGAUCGGUGAAUUCGGCAGUUGGGAGCUGCAGGAGGAUUGAGCCGUCUCUGGUUUUGCCUCUUGGCUUCCCGGAAAAGCCGUCUUGCGCUCUGUAGUUUCCUCAUCCUGGCGUGUCAGGUUGUAUCCUUAAUCCUUGCUGGUUUAGUAAUCUCUUCUGACUGUCCCUGUGACAUGCAGCUCUCGUUAAAGUGUCAUUUACCCCAUGCUUUUCAUCCUUCUGUUUCCUAAAUAUCUUCAUGAUCCAGGAUUUAGCCUGGUUUGCGUAUCCCAAAACUCGUCACCUCUCUCCAGCAGCGCGUGGGAGAGCCUGUAAGCUUUAAGGUUUGACCUCAGCGCCAGUGGUUUAAGGCAGGUGAUAGAAUAUUUGGCAAAACCCUUUCCAGCUGAUUUUGGUGCCCUUCAAUGUUUCAGCCGCAGAGCAGGAGGUUAGCUGUUAACUCCAGCUCCUUAAAAUCCUUAAAAAAAGUUGCCGUUCAGCAGCAGGAGACUCUUAAAAUGAAUUCAGGGGCAUAUUUAACAUGUCAUUUCUUCAGCUACCACAGAAAUGCUGGUUCUGCUUUUUAUUUUGCGAGCGAGCCGCUGAAAUUUGUUCUCCUCUCCCCAGAGUCGGUGCCAAGCCAUUUAUUCAAAGAGGAGUGGCUCCGACAUCUAAUUCCUGGCUGUAGGAGUUCACAAGCCCCACUGCUGAUCGCAAACCCACUGCCCUGGGGUUGGAUUUUCCCGUAGGUAGCGACCAGAUGGGUGACUGGAGGUUUCUGCUGGGAUGUGGUUGUCUGCUGAGCAUGUAAUUUAUUUUUCAAAGGAAGAAUAAAUAACUCGAAGACACGGGUUAAACCCUCGGAGAACAUAGGCACAAAGGGGAGAAGUGAAUGCCACGAACCCACAUGAAAUGGGAAGGAAUGAAAAAUUACACCUGAACAUCAGCCACUGGUGUUUUCUCGCUUUAAGCUACGUGUAAAGCGAUGAUGGGGGCUUAUGGGGCUGUGGUUUUAGCUGCUUUACGAUGUAAACAAUCUUUUAAGUCUUGCGUGAAGUUGUUCCUAAGGACGGAAAAGCUGCGCUAACUAGACUGUCUCAGAAGCGACACUUGCCGUAAUCUAGUUUGACCUCCUGUGCGAUAUGGGAGAUUGGAUUUCACCCAGAAUUUCAUUGCCGGGUUCAAUAACAUUGAGCAAAGUCUUUUAAUUUGAAGCUCUCAAAUGAUGGAGCGUCGAUACGUUUCAUAUCAACCACCCAACUGUCCACCUUCAAAACAGUUUUGCCUUCUACUUUUCUUUGAACGCGUUUUACCUUUGUCGUGCAUUCAUUAUCUCGGGUCUGGAUCCUUGUCCUGGUCGCUCCGCUGGCUGUGAUGCAUGCAGGUGGUGUUCAGGUUGCCUCCGGAUCUUUCUUUGGGUUAAAUAGGUUCAGACAUGCUGGUUUUUCCAGGCUGGGUCGUUUCUUGUCAUUCCUUGAAUCCCCUCCAGCAGCCCAACUUCUCACUGGAGGAUCUCACGGGCCCCGGUAGGUGGGAGCAACUUUCUGUUGACAUUUAUAAGCAGGAAGAAAUAAACUCUUCAGUGAUAAAUAACAGAUUUACUUGUUUCACUCCUUCUUGGACGUAUCAUGGGGCUGCUGUUGAGGAGCAUCUCUGGGAGGAGAGCGUCACAUGGAGUGAGCCCUCUUGCAGAGCAGCUGAUCCGCUCUCUUCGGCCAGGGUAUUUGCAGAGCAGUGUCGUGCCGGUAGGAAUCUGUCUCACUUUGCACAUGCAGGACGAGUGUCUUUUACUGUCCAGUGGUGUCUGUAAUACUCUGGUCCGGUCGUUCUGGCAUACCUGAGUCAUCCACCACUUGUUGCAUGGGUACAGAAUGAUUCCCAGAGGGAGCUGGGAGCAAGCCAGGAGGUUAUCUUGUUGGGACAGAACCCGUUGAUGGCCAGGAACUUGUUGCAGAAGGACGAGCUUGGUGAACUUCAACAUCAAAUCUCAGUUUGGGAGAUUUGUGAACAUUAAAUUUUAGUUUGGGAGCAUGCAGUUUUUCCCUGUCCUGCUCCUUGACUAUGGAGGACUUGGAAAGGUGUUAAAAAUUCUCCUCGUGGUUUCUGUCACUCAGUCUUAGCCAGCACUCGCAGGCAGGUGGAAAUUUCGGGCAUCCCAUCGGCAUCGGUUAUUGCAGAGGCUGCUUUGACAUCAGGAAGGAAUGCCAGUGGCAGUGAUGGUUGAUCCCGGAUUUUGUUUGGUUUAAAGAAGCAACUGGGUGCACCUGAAAUGCUCAGCAGAAUGAAGCUGGUGUGAAAGGGUACUGAUUCAAGCACCCGUGUGGGAGCAGAUUCGCUUUCCUUACUCUUCCUCGUUAUGCUCCGUCCUGCUAAGUGUUUAAAUUUGAGGGCCGAGUAGGCAAUGCUCUCCAGACUGCUGCGGUCUCACCAGUUACCAACCCUUCAGCCUGGUCCAGGUGAAAACUGGAGUUAAAGCCACCUUUGGUCUUUCACUUCCAGCUUUUCCCAUGGAUUUCGGUAUUUCUCCCCACCAGUAACGUCACGGACCUUCGCCGAGAGACACUUGGCCCCAGGGUGGGCAAUGACGUGCUGCCAGGGUGAUGUUGCACGUAAAGGUGUUUUAGUUUUCUGAACCACACGAGAGGUUUCCCCCGUGGUGCCACCUGUGCUGAUGCUUUCUGCCUCCCACCUGUGGGAGGAUUUCUGCUGCUCUUCAUCUUCUGGAGGGGCACGUGGCUUUGUUCUGCUCAUUUGAGAGCAAGAACCAGCAGGGAUUUGAGCCUGUGGUCUCUCACGGGUUGCUGAUGGAGAGAUGACCUCUUGAGUACAUCUCGGACUGCUUUGGGCUUUCCUUGACAGGCACUUUGUGGGUGGCACAGCGGUGUUUGUCCCCAUCACAGUGGUUGCGUGAAACUUUUAAGUUUGCUUUUAGGAACGAGCAUGUUUCUGAAGGCAAGACAAUCUACUCAAGCAUGGCUUAUUGCUCUAAAGUAACUAGUGAUGGGUUUUAAACACUGGGUUUGAGCAGGUCGUGUUAGGGCUAGGUUGAACCUUACUCAUGUGUCUCUGCAAGCCAAGCUCUGUCUGUAGGACGCAUCCAUCCUGCCUAAACCUUUCACAGAGCCACAAGUCGUUGACUGUGGUUUUGCUGGUCCGCCUUCUCAAACUCUAACUAGUUACUCUUCUUUUCCUCCAGUGCUGUCUUAAACCAGGAGCUCGGCACAUCGGGAGAUGGAGGUGCCCAGCCAUCUGCCUUUCCGCAGGCAAUACUGGAGAGUUUCUUCUCUCUACGUGUCUAGCUCGAUUGGCAUCAACUCCCUGAGAAGGGUAUGAAUAAUUUUAUUCUCGGCGCUCUAAUAGCAGCAACCGAUGGAGUGUCUUCGCAGGUGGCUAUUUUGAGACGCAAGGUGCAGCCCGCCGUCGCUGCAGGGAAGUUCGUUGUCUCUUGGCACCGCGUAUCACUGUACGAUGAUCCAGCUGGGCCGCAGAUUGUUAUACCCCGGCUUCAUUCCCUCUCGGUUGCUGGCAAAGUCCCUUCUCCUCUUGGGACAUCCCCAUCGCUUUCCUUGUUCUGUACCGGAGAGCUUCGGGCUGCAGCCAAAUCCUUCUGGACGUCCCGGACACACCGGGAUACAAUUGAGGUUUUGCUUUUUGGUACAAAGCAUGAUUUAUUUUGACUGCCGGUGUGUCCCCAAGCGCUGUGCCCUGGCAGAUGUGCUGGGGCCUAUGCGGACCGGUCCGUGGCAUCUCCUGCCACACACGCUGGCGAAGUUUUAAAGGUGGGUUUGCACAAGGCUGCUUGUGUUUUGCAGAGGAGUGUUACGAAUUGGUGUCUCGUGUUGGAGGCACGUUGAAGUCGUCAGCUACCUUUCUGCAGUGGUGUAUGGCACUCUCAAGAGUUUGAGGUGCUUUUUCUUCUCCUUUUAUUCUGGAUAGAGCACAGAAAGAGGGCUUCUUGUGGUGAUAUCCCACGUGAGUCUCAUGUUCUCCUGCCUUGCACACGGUUUUUAACCUAAAAGUCCAUGAGCUAGCAAGCUGAGCAGAGCUAUCGGGCUACUGUAGAUGGUUCUGUUUCCUUGUGCUCCCACCAUCCAACCUGGGAAUGAAAACUUCAAGACCUUUCACUGGGCUGGUCAUCCCUACGUGUCCUACUAUUCCAGGCUUCAAAAGCCAUUUCUUUUGUCCCAGUGUAGUUUCUUCUCAUGUUGCUUGUGAGCGUCCUGGCGCGACAGGGAAGGAAGCUAUUUGCUACUGAUGUUCAUAAGUCAGGACAUAAAGCCAAGAGCUCCUGUCUCCUGUUAAGUAAAAGAGCAUCUUCAUAGAUGAACACCGUGCUAAGUGGUGCUCUGUGCCAUCGGGACCCCUUCUAGGCCAGCUGCUAUCAUUUAAUAGACUUAAAUAGAUUAAUGCGGACACAUCUGUAGGCCACCUAACUGCUCUGCAGAGCCCAGAGCUUCUCGCUGAGUAAGAGUACGUCUCAGAGCAGGGAUCUGGAGUUCCUUGUGUUGGAACAUCGCUGGGGUUAUAUGUAAAAAGCUUGCUGUGGCGUGGUUCUCCCUUGUCUUUUUUUUUUUGCUGGGAGGCCUGUGUCUACAGUCUUCCUCAAAGUCGCUUCCUAAGGCUUUUCUGAUCGUCAUGCUGCAGUUCCUGCAGAGCGAUUGGUUCUCCCGUGGCUUCGCUUGUAGAGAAGAUGAGGGCUCGUAAGUUAGAAAUGGUGAGAAAAAUCCACGUCAAGCUUUUUGACUGUCUCCUCCUUUGGAUUUCGUAAUUAUAAAUUAAGCGAGGGUAAUCUGUCUUCGUAUUGCAGGCAGUGUUGCAGAACAAUAAGCAAAAGCCUCGGUCUCUUCCAGUCUGUGCAGUCACUGGGCAGUCAUCAGGUCUGUUUUCAGUUACUUGUCCUAAAUUUACUGGUUUCUUGUCUAUCUGUAUCAAUAUAUGUAUGUGCACUUUAGGAACCCCGGAGCAGGAGUUGAGCUGGACACCGGGAGGAAUAGAGGAGCAGCUUCACAAGAGACAGAGUUAGUAAGGAAUGCAAAAUAUACCCUUCGCAGGUGCUACAGCCGCGUGAAGGAGCACGGCGUUGGGAAGAGGAAAAGCAGCUACACGUUCGAACAGCUGGAGCAGGUGUUUGGGCAGGGAGGAUGGGACUCCCAGCCCUGCCAGCCCGUCCUCAUCAACAGCAGCGGCUUGUACCAGGAGCUGGAGUCGGACGGCAGCACGAUGGAGGAGUAUUCGCAGGAGGACUGGGGAAACCACAGUCAGGAUCUUCACUGCUACCAGACCGGCGAACAGGAAUUGGAUGAAAUGCCAACCACAAAAAGAACGUUAAAGAUAAAACAGGAAUCUUCAGAAGACACGCAGAAGCGUGACGUCAUGCAGAAUAUUAUGCAAAUCUUGGAGUCGGUCCAGUUGAAGUGGGAGCUGUUUCAGAGCUGGACGGACUUCUCCAGGCUCCAUCUUUCUAACAAACUGGCCAUUUUCGGCAUCGGUUACAACACCCGCUGGAAGGAGGAUAUCCGUUACCACUACGCGGAGAUCAGCUCGCAGGUACCCCUCGGCAAACGGCUCCGGGAAUAUUUCAACUCGGAAAAACCGGAGGGUCGGGUUAUCAUGACCAGAGUGCAGAAAAUGAACUGGAAAAACGUUUAUUAUAAAUUCCUGGAGAUCACCAUUAGCGAAGCCAGGUGCCUCGAGCUGCACAUGGAGAUCGACUGGAUACCCAUCGCUCACUCCAAACCCACCGGAGGAAACGUCGUUCAGUAUUUAUUACCGGGAGGGAUCCCCAAAAGCCCCGGCUUGUACGCCAUCGGUUACGAAGAGUGCCACGAGAAACCCCCCUCCCCUCUCGCCGAGCACAGGGGGCCCGAUCCCGGCAGCGAGACUCAGGGGGAGCUGGAGGUCCCUUCUCCUCAAGCCUCCCUCCGGGUGGAUAUGGAAUCCGCCCGGAUUAUCUACUGUUACCUCGGCAUCGCCGAGGUCCGGACUCUCCAGCAGUGCCUGUUUUUACACUUUCAGGCAAACACCAAAACCUUCAGCAAAGAUUGGGUCGGGAUCAACGCCUUUUUAUCUCAGAACUGCGUCGUAGAGCCCGGCGUGUCGCCCAAAUCCAUCUACAUCAAAUUUGUGGAAGUGGAGAGGGAUUUUCUUUCCGCCGGCUCUUUGGUAGAGUGCCUGGAAAAAGCCAUCGGAUACCCCUUAAAAUUUAACAACUGAGUCUCGUCCUUCAUAAGGAUUAGGGCUUUCCGCCCCUUUUUUCCAUCUCGCUACCAGACGCUUUCGGAUCCUGUCCGUUCACAGCUGGGCAAGUCGGACUCUUCCGCCUGGAAACGAGUUUUGGGGUGAAAAGAGGCUUGUGGGGCGCUUCCCGCGAGCUCAUCCCCAGCAAGCAAAGCGCGUCCCGGCUCUCUUGCCGGAUGGACCGGCCGGUUUUCCUACCGGAGCGGCGCGGCGAGGAGAAGCCCCCGGCCCGUGAAACGACUGUAGGUACAUUCCACAUUGGACAAGCACGUACACGUGGUGUUUUCAUACAAAAAGCUGGUUUUUUUGGUUUUUCUUUAUUCCACGGUGUCUCAUUUUUACGCAUCCGUCUCUCUCUUAAGUGUUAUUAUGGAUCUGAAUAAAUAAGCAAUAGAUAACGGCAAGUUAAACCUUGAAUCACAUUAAAGGAGACUGUUUUUCAAAGCCACCCUUAGAUACUAUUGUAUAUAAUUUAGAACUUCACUUUUUUCACCCGUCAAGUGUUCUCCUCUCUCCAAACAGUGUUGCCUGCAAAAAAGACUUUGGUUUCUGUGAUGUAUUCCACUUUACUAGUAGCGUUGCCAUAUCUGCUUUUAUUUUAUUUUAUUUUUUAACAUUAAAAUAAUUCCUGGCCUUUUUAUUUUUCUUUUUAUUUUGUUUUGGGUCUUUUUUUUUUUUUCCCCCCUGAGUUCUAGUUAACCUCUUUGUGAGAAUUACCUGGCAGCUGGGAAACACUUUUUUUUUUUUUUAAAUUUUUAUUUUUGUUGAACCAUGCUUAUGGAUACAAUCAAAGCUGUGAGA